AGGGGUUGCUGCCAGCAGUAGUUUGGACUGGUACCAAUGGCUGUGAGCUCUGUUCUUUACUUCCUGGCACCAGGAGGCAAAAACGUAUCAUUGUUCUAGAACAUGUCUUCAGCAACAAAAAUAGGUGAUUCUUUUCUUAUGCAAAAGCAAUGUAUAGCAAAUUUCUUGUGUACGGACACCCAAAGCAGAAACAGCUUCUCCUGCAUUGUUUGUUGGCCCUGUAACUUCAUAGAAUCAUACAAUGGUUUGGGUUGGAAGGGACCUUUUAAGGUCAUCUAUUUCCAACCCCCAUGCUGUAGGCAGGGACGCCUCCCUCUACACCAGGAUGCUCAAAGUCCCAUCCAGCCUGCCCUUGAUCUCCUCUGGGGAGGGGGCAUCCACAGCCUCACUGGGCAACUUCUUCCAGUGUCUUACCACCCUCACAACAAAGAAUUUCUUCCUAAUACCUUGUCUAAAUCUACCCUCUUCCAGUUUAAAGCCAUUUUCCCUCAUCUUGUCACUACAUACCCUUACAAAUAGUCCCUCCCCAGUUUUCCUGUAGGCCCCUGUGAGGUACUGGAAGGCCACUAUAAGGUUCCUCUGGAGCCUUGUCUUCUCCAGGCUGAAGAGAACUUGUCCUGUGUAGUGUUUCUGAGACAUAGCUGGAAACCUACCUCAACUAUACUCAGAGUUUGAAGGCACUGCUUAAAGUGGUGUUUUUUUUUCCAGUUUCUCUUCAUUGUAGCUGUUACUCAAGAUCUGCAGUAUAUCACAACAAAAGUACUCUAGAACAACUUCUUUGUAACUUGAAGCUCCUUGUUCAACACAGUUCUGGAUUUCUCUCACUUGCAGAAGUUGUUUUAGGAAAGCUACAUGCUUUUCCUUUCUUAGAGGCUUUUUUCCCCACUUCUUCUAGUUUCUGCUAUUUUCUUUCUCAUUCAACUGCUGACAGAAAAUAAUGCUGCAUACCUUUUGUCAUACACAUAUUUACUUGAAGGGGCAGAAGGCCUCCUCAAUAUGCCAAACCUUGAAGUACAUGUGUGUCUGGAUUUUGGUUUACUCUCUGUGUUUUAUAAUGUAGGCUAUGUAUUUUGUUAUACUUUACACACAGAACCAGAAUUUCCAGAUAUGCCUUGAUGACCUAGAUCAUGUUGUCUGAACACUGUAUUCAAAUUUAUUUGUACUGUUUGUCUAUGAGAUUACCUACUUCCCUUUCGUUGGCAGGCACUUUCUAUGUCUGUGUAAAAUCACAAAGUAGAGUGGCAAAAAAAGGAGGGAGGGGUAUCACAUGAAGAGUCAUUGCCAGGUUUGAAGACAGCUCCUGCUUUCUCUGAAGUAUUUUGGUUUUGCUAAUUGUCUGUGAUCUGCUGGUUUCCUGUGGCUGGUCUCAUGCCUUUUAAUGAAAAGAUUUCAGUGGAGAUUCUUCCUUGAUGCUGAAUGGAAAAACGGAAAAACAGGAAUGUCUAGUUUGCUCAUGAUCAGCAUUCUGGGUAGUUACUUCUUUCGGAAACCUAAAAUUGUGUUCCUCAUUUGGCAUUUCCUGGAAGUAAAGGAUUUUUGUCUGUAAGUAUAAUUUCUCAUUUCAGGUAUUUGCUUGCUUGAAUUGAUCAUGGCACGUUUAUUUUGAUAAGUGGACACCUAACAUCUCUUUUUAAAAAAGAGUAAGACGUUAAAAAACAGAAGUCCUCAUACUGAACCCAAAGGAUGUUUUUGAUAUCACGAUAUUCCCCUACAAGUAGUUGUCCACUGGAUGGUAUACCAACCAAAACAGGAGAUCUUUCAUUUAGAAAGACAAGGAGUGAUGAAACAAAGAUAUGACUAACAUUCUUGUGUUAGAAAGCUUGUGAUCACAUUAGAAUUGUGCAGAAGAAAAUGCUCUCAUGUACCAUACAAGUGAAGAUAUGAUAAUCUUGCUAUAAUUUGAUGUAGCAGCACUGUAAAUACAUCUGCAAUGUGACUUAAAGCAUCAUAAAUGAAAAUGGGCUAAUAAUGAAAGCUGUACUGUUUCCUUCUCUGUGAAGUACUUCUCCUGUCUUGAGUGCAUGAACUCAGGUUUGGUGACAUUCUCACUGACAAGUGGUGGAAUCCCACUUAACCCAGACAGAGCAAAGUGGGUCCAGUGACGGUACUGUUUUCAGCCUGGAGUCAAGGCUGUGCUGAGGCCAAGGUAGGAAAUCAAGUUUGGGUCAGGAUCAGGUCCCCUAGUAGUGGGUCAUCUGGUUGGGCCACUUCCUCUGCUGUGAUGGGAGCUCUGAGCAGAUGCAGGUAUUUGAUAUUAAAUUAAGGUAAGAGUGAAAAGUAGUAUGUAUUUGUGUUUUUACCAGGAGGCUACCAUUCAUAUUUAAACAACUAAGUGACAUGGACAGAGAUUGUAACUGAACAAGACACACAGUAUUCUGUUCAGUCUGGAAGCCUGCAAGCAUGGAAACCUUCAAAAUUAUAUAAUUAUGGAAACAGUUGCUUUGGUUGGAUUAGAUAUCUGUGUGGGAACUGUUAGGUCAUGGCCUGAACCAGUGAUUGAGCACCGGGUGAAGGGGUGUAGCCAGCUGUGGGAGUAUAGGUAGAAGCAAUUCGCCUGUGUGGCUGGAAGGGGUGGAGCCUGGCUUCCUAACCUCUUUUAAGGGCUGGCAGCUACAAAAGAGGCAUGUCUACUUGGAGAUCCUCUCCUUUGGAGUAUUUGGUGAGCCCUGAUCCUUGGAAAGGGUUAAGCAAUUCUUUAUUUAUUUACCAGCUUGUGACGUUUACCAUUCUUAGGUAAUUUAAGACUGGUUUAAAGCAGCUAUAUCUGCUAUUGCCUUUCUGUAUGUUAUCCAAACAAUGGUUAACCUCCAGCUGUUGCUCCUCAAAGUCUUCCACGCUUCUGUCAUGACUACCCUUCUUGUAUAGAUGUCUGAGAUUCUCUAAGACAUCUAAAAAUGGCAUUAGAUGCCUGAGUUGCUCCCACUGAGGUCAAAGGAUUAGUUUAGUCACUGCAGCUAAGUAUACAUUAGAGCUUAACUUCACAACAGAGCUAGUUCCAGUGAUAAUUUGGAUGCAGCAGUUAAUCUGACUCACAUGAGCACAAAUUAAUCUUCUGUCUGGUUUGGCAGGAAGGAUGAGCUGAAGGUCUGAUGCUGAAGCACCAGAGAAUUGAUGACUGCUGCCUUGUAGUACAGCAGAACUUAUCUGUACAGCUUUCACCUUGCUGCUGCUGUCAAAGAGAAAGAAACUUGCAUGAAGGAAAGGAAAACUUAAUUACUUUUGAAGGAUCAGAACCCUAAUGCUUGAAGUAUUGUAUGCCUAUAUGCCGAACUUUGUUUUAUUUCUUCUUAGAUAAUUAGAAAAUGUACCCAAUUAAUUUGUAUCUGUUUAAAAUAGUAAAGGACAUAAACUACAGAUACUUUUCUGAUUUGCUUAUCUGAUGUCCCUUCAUAUUUUCAGAACCUACAAGUUCCUUCAAGUCUUGCAUAACUUAACACUGGAAAUAAAGUUCAAGGUGCCCUUUAAAUGUCCUCCAUAGUAGGUAGUUUUUGAGAGUGCACUUCCUCAGUGCUGUUAGUGCACCAUAAAUCAGAACUGCUGUGUUUUGUUUGAUAAUCAGUAGUGGUUAUAGCUGCAUUUUUGCCAAAUUUUCAGAGUUUGAAAGUAUUACAUUUGUAUUAGUUUUGCACUCUUUAGAGUGACUUCAGCAUUACAGAGAGGAACAUACUGUACCUUUCAUAGCUAAGGAAGGAGUGAGUUUUUAGAAUAGCUAAGAGACAUGAUGCUUGUAUUGGACUUACAUGGGAAGGUUUUAGGAUCAGGAAAGCUGUAGGGAUGACCUCUGUGAGCAGAGCUAGGCACUGCCCCAUGUCAGAUCAGAGCCAACUCCAUCAGGGACCCGCCACCACCAGAGCUGAGCGGUAAGUCAUGCUGGGUGUGCUCUGGGAGUGCGUGGUUAAGAAAGGGGAAAACUGCUGGGAGGGAGAGGUGGGGAAAUGGGAGAGAAGUAGCCCUGCUGCCGCCACGGUCAGCGCAGGAAGUGCUCCAGGUGUGGAGCAGCAAUGCUGUAGCCCAGGCAAGGCCCAUGGAGGAGCAGACCAUUCCCCUGCAGUGCAUGGGCACCAAGAGGGUCAGAUCAACCUGUGUAGGCUCGGAGGAGCAUGUGCUGCAACAGUGAAUGUGGCCUGGAGGAGGCACAGCCCAUGGAGAGUACUCACAGAAGCAGCUCUGGACCAGUAAUGUAUGUAUGUAUAGUAUUAUAUAUAUGGCUCUGGGCAGCCUGGUCUGGUGGUUGGUGAUCCGGCACAUAGCAGGGGGGUUGAAACUUGAUGAUUGUUAUGGUCCUUUUAAAUCCAGGCCAUUCUAUGAUUCUAUGAUGUUUAGAAAAGGCAGAUAUGUAGUGGGUAUAGUUAAUAAUCUGUGAUUACCAGUUGAGAAUUUGUAUUGGAAUAAGUCAAUCCUUUUCAUGCAUUAAAACACAGACUGCAGGGUAAUCUGGGGGCACAGUCAUGAGAGAAAAGACCUAAUGGAGAUUGAAAGUUCGUAUUGAAUUACACCCAUUGCAAUUGAUCAGUAGUAAAUUUAGUCUAAAAUAGGGAAGGGUUCUAAUUUUUUGGACUGAAAUGCUGAAGCUUUCAGUGGGAGUGUCAGGUCUAUGAAAUCCUAGUUGGCUACGGUUAAUUCUGUAAGACUUACUGAUCUUAUCUCAUGAUUUCCCCAGAGCGGAUUCACCGAUCUGGAUUCAGCUUCUAGUCUGUACAGGGUUAGGUCUUUUGAAGGUAUAUCUUUGCUGAGCAUGUUAAGUAGUUAGAAGGAUAACACUGGGGCUGAAUCUCUUUUGCUCUCUUGGAACCUCCUUCCAAGCACAAAGGCAAAAGGGAAAAUGCAUAGCUGGGGGAAAGUAAUUAUGGGUGAAUCCUGAAAAAGUUACCUCAGUAAAAGGUGGAUGGUGUCAGUGACUAUUAAAGCAGGGAGGAUGAAGUAAUUUCUGAGGAUCUUGGAGCAAAGGACAAAAACUAUAUGGUGGUACAAGAAAGGUGAAGCCUUAUUAUAUCAAUCCUAUCAUCUUUUAGAAGUUUUUGUGAUGAGAACUGUUUUCUCUGUGUGGAUUGAAUCCACUUUUGUCUUGAACAGAUCAUCCUUUUCCCUUGAACCUAAGUGUUGUAGUAAGCGUCUUGCGGGGGCACAGGAUGUACGGGACAGGCUUCUCCCUAAGCAUAGAGAGACAGUACUAUCGUGCUGACCUUGAUGCAGAGAAAACAGGAGAAGAAGAAGAAUGAGAAAAGAAUGUGGAGACGGCCAAAUAGGGCACGGUGUUGUCUGGUAUGAACCAAUCAGAGUGGGACAUGACAGCACAGUUUUGUAGGUAAAAAUGUAACAUAAGCUGUGUUUUAGUAGUGAAUAGAGGCCAUUUUACCGCUCAUCAUAUUGGCAUCACCUCGGUAUAUGGCCAAGCCGCAGGCUCCCCUAAGCAACGAACAUCACGGUUGCCUGCGAAAGGCAACACCUAAGCAAAAAAUGAAAAUCUCUAGAAUUGCAUAUAGCCCCUUAUUAUUCCUUAGUUGUACUCAAGUAGCUAUGUUACUCAAUUGUUUUCUUCCCUGACUUUGUUAACGGAAAUGAAUUAAUCCUCUUUAAAAGCCCACUUCUGCUUUCUUAGUCUAUUGCUUUAUCCUUGGUUUCUUUUUCUUCCAAAGGUUAACCAGGUGUACUUCUGUCAGUUUACUCAGAUAUCUUUUUGAUGUUGUCCUACAAAUCCUGUGUAUAUUGAGAAAAUAAAAAAACACUGUCACUUCAAGUGCAGCAUUCUAGUGUUACCUGUUCUCCCAAGCAACACAGUUAGUAUAUUCUUUUGAUGUGCAGUGCUCCUGGUAAUGCGACCCAAGUCAUGAAAGAAAUUUAGUUGUCUUAUUUACGUCCACUUGUCAACUAGUGUUAAAGAUUUACCUUCCUACCCUGUUUUAGAACUAGUUAUCUUUUCCAAAUAAAAGUAUUUUAUGCACUUACGCCUGUUACAGGUUUUUGUAGUUCUCUACAUAAGUGACACAAUUUGAAAUUACUGUUUUGAGUUGCUGAUGCAUUCUGAAACCUUUAUAAUCCCAAUCCAAAUCAGUGUUUAGAAUCUGUUUUUUUGCUCUGUUUCUUGACCUCUGCAAUGAGAUGUUGUUUUUACUUCCUUGCCAGUCCUUGGAAUCAAAGCACACUGAACUAAAUUAAUCGUGACAUCUGGAGUGCUUAACAUCACUGUCACUUAUGUAGUUCCAUUAAGGGGGGAAAAAAGGACUACAGAAAUAUACCUUCUCAAAUGUAUUGUUAGCUUCUGUUUUAUUUUUCAAACAAUUUGAAGUACACAUUACAGGAUGGAGAAUUCCUAGUUCUCUACUCAGCUGGCCGCUGUUUUUAAAAGAAACAGAAGUCUCAAAUAGCAAAAUAAAUCUAGCUUGUAACGUUUUUCAGAAAAUUUUCACGUUGUGCAUUGUCUGAGCAGCUUACUCAUGGUGAAACAAUGCUGGAGCCAUUCCCAGUGAACAGUAACACAGAGAAUCAUUACAUCUAAUAUCUAGUUUGAGUCUUUAAUUUGUUAAUCUGUGGUGUGCUAUCAGGACAUCUUAAUCAUGGCGGAACAAUGCUGGAGCCAUUCCCAGUGAAUAGUAAUACAAAGAAUCACUACAUCCAGCAUCUAGUUUGAGUCUUUUAAUUUGUUCGUCUGUGAUGUAUUAAUGAAAAUUGUAGCAGAUGACUAGUUUUUGUCUCCUAGACAACGGAGGUCUCUAUUCUCUUUAAUUUGAUGUAAAAACUUGUAUCAAAUGGAUUGUUCUCCAUUUCAGCCAUGUACUCUCUUAGGGAGCACGGGGGUGGCUCAAUCUACCUUCCUUCUCUUGUUUUCUCCUUAAUUUGUAAAUAGGUGGUUUUGUAUACCCUUCUUUAAUAAGCCCUUUGUGCUAACUGUAUAUGCGAGUGUAAUUUGCUGAGCUAGCACAGGAGUCAUUUUUAACAAUUCUGUAGAUACUCUUGCAGAUGUGAACUGAAGAUGUAUUGUAGUUUUUUCCAAUUUCCCAUUCUUAAUGUAAAUAUUGGGGUGCUUCUUACACCUGACUCCGAGUGACACAAAUAAAGUAAUUCUAAUCUUGGCUUUUCCGGUUGUUAUCGAGGGAUUGAGACUACAAGAAAUAAGUGAAAGUUAAGAUGGAAAAGGUUAAUUAGGUUGUGCUGAUUUCUUAAAACUCCACUAUUCCAAGCUAAUUCAAAUCUUGAAAAUACCACUUGAAGUGUUUGUAUGUGACCAGUGCACAUCUUAGAGUAUCUGGGUGUGAAAAAUAGUCAGUUCUUAAAUUGUGUUUCUCAGUUGAUGUGGCUAAUAGUUAAAGAGAAAAAUCAGAAAAUCGAGGUGCUGAACUUAGGAGCUUGGAUGAGAUAAGACUUGUGAAAGAAGUGUUGAGUGGAAAGAGGGAACAAUAAGCUGGGUAAGCAAGAAGGAAGUUGUUGGCAUCUGUUCUGUAAGAAGGAAGGGCUGGGACUGGCUGGGUGUCUGUGGAAAACUGGGUUGUGGCCUAGAGUCAGUGCAAGGGCAGGACUAUGUUGGGGAGGAGUCCUCCAGGAUAUAUCCUUCUCAGUCUAAGCAAUAUGUAGUUGACCUGUUCAGGGGCUGACAUCUGAUAUUUAAAGAGCGUCCCAGAAAUUCUGAAUCUUCUAGGGGUUACCUAGUUUUCAUCACUUAAAUCGUGCAGUGUGUGUUCGAGGUCUCUGGAUGCUUGGUGGUUCCAGUCACGCUGUUGCUUUUUGUCAGUGCCUUCAUAUUAUCACUUAGUGUAGCUUAUCUUUGGGGCUUUUUUCCAUUCCUCCAUAUUAGCAAACUAGAAUAGCUCAAAUAAUGUAUUUAACUUAAUUGUUCAGGUAGAAUACUAAAAUGUGGAAAACAAGUUAUGUCAGCCUAGGUUUGCUUGUUUGUUUAGGGUAUUAUGGUUCUAACCUUUUUAACCAGGAGGAUACAUGUGUUUUGUACAGGUUUGUUAGCUUUCAUUUAAAUGUCACUUUAUUCCAGUGUUGUGUUCAGCACAUAUUUGUCAUUCAUGUUCCUUGUUCAUUACUCAAACCCUGAUAAACUGCUAAAUUGUUUUCUUACUAAGCAGCAGUGAGCAUGAGUGUUUCACAGUUUUUCUUGCUGCAUCUAGGUGAGUAGUCAUUCGUUCUAGUUUUGAAGUGAGAUGUAAUGAGUGUAAGGUGAGAAAGGUGCACAGUAAGCCUGUGUGUUCUCUGGGUUGUCAGGUCUGAUCUUUUCAGAGUAUUCUAAGCACGGUUUUGAAUUAUGAAAGGUAGCUUUUGUUGGCGUCAAUACUUCACUGUACUGUGAAUGUUUAGAACAGUCCAGAAGCUUUCACAUAAUGACCAAGCUAUGAUGAACUUGUUCCUCUCCACUGAGGCUGGUUUUCCUAGCGGUACAGAACAUUUCAGUGAAUAAGUAUAGCAGGGAGUCAGAUCUCCACGAUAGUAAUUACCUCCUUCAGCUCUGAGAUUACUGUAUUUUUCACUGUAAUCUCCGGUUUACGUCUUGUGUCUUCCAGCUUGUGAGAGAGAUCAGGCCAUGAACUUAUACUGAAGUCCAGAUUGAGGUUUUCUGAGAGCAGAAGCUUCGUAUAAUAGUAUUCAGUUCAUGUAUUUCAAUAGAACUGCAGCAACCUUUGCAGGUUUUUUACUACAUAAGAGAACUUAUCUUACAUGGAACUGACGUUGAAGGUCCUCUGGGUCAUUGUUUUUUUUUUUCAGAGCUGUUGUUGAUUUUGCAAACAAUGGCAGUAUCUGGCAGAAGUGCAGCAAUUGUUAGUUCUAAAAGCAGAAUGGACUUCUGCUAGAGGACUUCUUGCUCUGUUCACUGGGCGUUUAUGCAUACAACUUAUUUUUAGAACUAAGACAUUUGAUGUAGUAAGCUUGUUUAGUUCAGCAAGCAUGGAUUCCCUGUCAUUCUUAUAAAUCAGUAUUAGAAUGUCACAAUCAGUGUGAAGAGAUCUAAGAGUUUUUCCCCCCAUUCAUCUCCAAAACACUUGAAGAAGAAAGGCUUUAUUUCAUCAGACAUUUAUUGUUUGCAUAUCUUAUUUGUAAAUGUAGACAGCCUUUCAAAAUUCGAUGUGACCACUCUUUCCUCUUUUUUUUGGAAAUCUGUUUCUGUACAGUGACUGUCUCAUGAGUCUGUGAUAUUCUACUUAAAACUGAGUCAUCUGGUUAGUAAUGAAUGUGCUGAUGAAUCACAGGAGUGUUGAAAUGUGCUUUUAAAGCAGCUAAAUCAAAUUGCUGUUUGAGUUUAAUAAUUUUGUCGUCUUCUUCAUGGCUGAUGGCCAGCUAUCUAUAGAUGCAUCUGUGUCUGCACUUGAACACUGGAAAAGGCAAUGAUUUGAGAUCAUAUGUUGAAGUAAUACCAUACUAAAAGCACGAGUGAAAGUCCAGUGGAGAAGGAGUUGGGGGUUGUGGUGAUGAGAAGUUUGCUGAGAACCAGCAGUGUCCUGGUUCUGGCUGCAAAACAGUUAAUCUUUCUCAUAGCAGUCUGUUUGGUGCUGUGUUUUAGAUUUGGGACCAAAACAAUGCUGGUAACAUAGUAGUGUUUCUGAUGCUGCUGAACAGCGCUUGCACAGCAUUAUGGCCUUCUGUUUCUUACUCUCCUCUGCUGAGAGGAGUCUGGGGGUGUGGGCAAGUGGCUGGGAGGAGGCACAGACAAGACAUCUGACUCUGCCUGACAAGAGAUAGUCCUUACCUUGUAUCCUCAUGUUCCACAGUAGCAUGUGGAAAAGAAUCCAAAGUAACCAUUAGUCAGAGACUGGCUAGAUAUCCCUGUGCUGGUUGAGGAUGGUGUGUGCUUGCCCUUGCAUCAUUUGUGUUACUGUUUUUUUUUCCUCUUCCCUCAUUUACUCUCUACUUUUACACUGACAAGUUGCUUUUGCCUGUUUGGUAUCUCUGCCAUCACAGUGGCAAAGGAGUGACCAACUGGGUGGGGGCUUAACUGCACGCUUUGGUCAACCCACCUUAGUAAGAUAAUAGUUUUCAGACGUAUAAAACUUUCUACAAUCUUGUGCAUGGAAUUAUGAUAUUGCCUUACUUGUAUUCACUUUAAGCUCUUCCAUAAAGAUCUCGCACUAGCAAGUCCAGUAAAUUGAUGUUCAGGUGUCAGAUUUUUCUUAUUUGUUAUUUAAUAGAAUGUUUCUAAUGAUGUGUUCAGAUUUUGACAGCAAAUGUUCUCCCCCAUAUGUUCUCACUCCCUUUUGUUGCUCAGCUGCACGAUGUUUUGUGCCAGUCUUUUAAAGAAAGGACAUGUUACAUGAAGUUAGUUACUCUGCUAGUUCGUGUAAGUCCUCAUGAGACUGUACUUGAAACAGUGCAUUCAAGUCUAAGAUGAAAUCUAAAAAUAUGGUGAACUUGUUGGGGAGAUUAUCACCAGGAUUAUGUUAUUAAAAUCACUAAUUAUUAUAUAAGUCAAACGCAGGAAAGAGGAUUUUGAUUGAAUGUAACAUUUUUUUAUUCACUUAGAGAGGUUGACUCGUUCAGUCACUGUUAAAGCACUGCUUUGCAGCUAAAUGCAUGCUUUAGUUAAAAGUGGUAGCAUUCCAUGUAAACAGAAACAGUAGUUUUAUGUAAAUAUAUACACAAAUUUGAUUAAAAUAUACAAUAUAAUUUAUUUUUGAAGCAAUACUUGCCUUAUUUUUCCAGGUGAAGUUUUUUGAAUUGCCUAUUAUUUUAAUGUGUGACUACAGCUAGUAAAAAAAUAGUGUUAAGGAAAUGCUAUUCCUGCACUUCACAUAAAGCAGCUACUGUCAAGACAAAGUUAGUAUUGCAGUGGAUGCUGUGUGUAAGAAACUAAUUUUUAUUUUUCAGUAGUUCAAUAGUUUAUGUAUUUACUUCAGUGUAGAAUAAGCCACACUUAAAGUAUUUCUUUAAUAUUUCAUAUAAGGGGCUUAAAUUUAGUUAUCUUAGAAGGAAAUAUAAAUAAAAAUAUGAAAUGUAAAAUAGAAAAAUGUGAAUACUUAAUCGUCUUCCCAGUCUUAAUCAGCUGUAGCUUUUCUGAUAUUUAACUGGACUGAAGAUAAGGAAAUGUUUAUGUGCACAUAAAAUAUAAGCAAAUAUCUAUAGCAUUUUGGUUUAUUUGCUAUACAUAUGAAAUAUUGUAAGCUUCUUUUGUGUAAACAGAACUAAAACUAACCACAUAGACUAUGUAGAUUUCUUAAUUAAAAAAAAAAAAAAAACCUACCUCCUUUCAUCCAUUUUUAAUAUCUGAAGAUACAAAAACCUUAGUUUAAACCAGAGAAAUUACAUAGGUGGAACCAAGCACCACGUGGAGUAAGUGCAAUUUUUAUUUAUAUGAAGUUGGUCUGGUUUCUGAUAAGUGGGUGUCCCUGCAGAACCAAGCCUGCCUGUCUCUACCUCAGGAAUGUUUAACUUCUGCAGUUAAUUUAUAAAGCUAAAUAUUAAGCUGUGUUCCUCACUGUGUAGUUGUUUAGAGGAAAACAAACAAAAAAAAGCAGUUCCUUUUUCUUAAACCUACUAUUUCAGGUAGAAGCUGAAGCAAAGGAUCCUUCGGUUACGCAAGUGACAAGAAAUGUUCCCCCUGGAUUAGAUGAAUACAAUCCUUUCUCUGAUUCGAGAACAGCUCCUCCAGGAAAUGUGAAAAUGCCUAAUGUACCCAGUACUCAGCCAGCAAUAAUGAAACCAACAGAAGAACCACCUGCUUACACUCAAAUUGCAAAGGAGCAUGCCUUGGCCCAGGCAGAACUACUAAAGCGUCAAGAAGAAUUGGAAAGAAAAGCUGCUGAACUGGAUCGCAGAGAAAGGGAAAUGCAGAGUCUGAAUCAGCAGGGGGGUAGAAAAAAUAACUGGCCACCUCUUCCUGAGAAUUUUCCAGUGGGUCCAUGUUUCUACCAGGACUUUUCUGUAGACAUUCCUGUAGAAUUCCAGAAGACUGUAAAGAUUAUGUACUACUUGUGGAUGUUCCAUACAGUGACACUGUUUCUUAAUAUCUUUGGAUGUUUGGCCUGGUUUUAUGUUGAUGCUACACGAGGUGUUGAUUUUGGAUUGAGUAUCCUCUGGUUCUUGCUUUUUACACCUUGUUCUUUUGUCUGCUGGUACAGACCACUUUAUGGAGCCUUCAGGAGUGACAGUUCAUUCAGGUUCUUUGUGUUCUUCUUUGUGUAUAUCUGUCAGUUUGCUGUACAUGUACUUCAAGCUGCAGGAUUUCAAAGAUGGGGAAACUGUGGAUGGAUUUCAUCUCUUACUGGUCUUAAUAAGAGUAUUCCUGUUGGCAUUAUGAUGAUCAUCAUAGCUGCACUUUUCACAGCAUCUGCUGUUAUCUCAUUAGUUAUGUUUAAAAAGGUUCACGGUCUCUACCGCACAACUGGUGCUAGUUUUGAGAAAGCACAGCAAGAGUUUGCAACAGGAGUGAUGUCCAACAAAACUGUACAAACUGCUGCAGCCAACGCCGCAUCGACAGCAGCAACCAGUGCAGCUCAGAAUGCAUUCAAGGGUAACCGAAUGUAGAGGAAAUAAAAGAAGUUGUUACGGUUCUCUUUGAUUGUGCUUUAUUUUCAGGUCAUUUAUUCUGUUUCCUAAAAACCUAGAAUAAAAUUAACACAGCAUGUUUGUCUUUUUACAGCUGUGCAUGGGUAAAAUGGGAAAUGUUUGUUUUGAUCUAUUAUAAAUUUAUUUAUUUUGAAAGUAAGUUCUUUGCCCUUCCUUUAAAUGUUGCUAUCUAUAAUGUAAAGCCCUCUGUAUUUUUGGGAGAUAAAUAAUUUCAACAAUUGGCCUCAUAUUAAAUAAUGGUAUUUCAUGAUCAAAUAAAUAUAUUAGGAAUUCAAUAAAUUCUUCAAAAUUUUUUAGGGUAAGUCUUUUGAUAUAAACCUGUAAGUUUGCAUGAAUGCUGUUGAGUUAUCUGAUCAUAUUUAAAUAGUGUUUUGGUCAAGAAUUUACUUGCACCACUUUAUAGCAUUUGUUUGUAUCUAUUUUCAUGAAGUAUUCUCUUCCUGUGAGAAAUGACAAUGAUGCAUAAACAUUCUCUGUAACAGAAUGUGUAAUGCAGUGUACAAGUUAAGGAAGUUAGCUGAUGGUUACAAUCAUAGACAUAAAUGGUUAUAUACUAUGUUUUUUAUUUCUGUAUUUCUUUCUUGAGGUAAUGAUUUUGCUGGAAAAGAACAGAAUAUUGAUGUGUAGUACACUAGUUUCUCGUCUAGCUCUCCUUUUUGACAUGCAGUGGUAUUUAUGUUUUGGGGAUCCUUAGAUUUUUUUUCUUAGUGUAGGUUUGUGUUUAACGGUGGUACUGAAUCUCUAGCCCUGUCAGUCACUCUGUUUACUGCUUGUCCAAAAAUAUAAAUACACAGUAUUUAAUUUUCUUACAAUAAUACUGUUUAAGAUCAAUCUUUUUAAGCAAUGGCAUUUAACAGAUACUUGAAUUCAUUUUAACAUAACUCAGCCAUCUUUGUGAUUUAAGCUGGAAGCAAAAGCUUCCUAUUUUGAACUACAAAAGUGAAAACUAUUCAUCUUUCACAAAGUUAAGUCAUGAGCUGAAGGCCUAGAAGGUUGAACAGGUGCUGUGGAACUGAACAGUCAGUAAUGGGAUGUACCACCAUAAUGUUCUAAAGUUUAAUCAGGUCUUAUAAUAAAGUGAUGGAUUUAUCCUUUGAAGGUUACUUAGAGUUCCUUGAUUUGGCUCAUGAACAUAAUAUUUGGGCUAUUUUUUUUUAAGUUUUGUUUUAGAAAAUGAAAGCAGGACAUCAUCCCAUGACCUGUAGUGUAAUUUUAUUGUAGCUGAAAUUUUUUCAGCUCCUAAUGUGAAUCACUUUUAGCAAGAUUGAGCCAGAGGUUUCUGAGGCCCCUCCAUGCUGACAGAUUAAGUCUUUUUCAUUACAGUGUGUUUAUAAUAACAUAAAGGUUUUAUUUUUUAAUGUUAUUAACUUAAUUCCUUGAUGAGUAUUACCGUUAGCUGUAGUAAUUAGUCUCCUUUCCUUUAUUUUAACUUCUUUAAAUCCAACUGGAAUUUGGAUAAAUGUAGCAGUUUCACCUACGCAGAAGUUAAAUAAUAAUAAUAUACUAUCACCUAAAUAUUCUUUGCAUCACAAAGCAAUUUUAAUGUUCUAUCUGUUAGGGGCUCUAAAAUUUUACAGUAGUGAAUAGGUUAGCAUUGAACUUAAAUUUGUGUGGGAUGUUAAUAAAGGCUUUCCAGACAAGUCUUUAUUUUCUGCUGGGAUCGGGCACUACAAUUCUAGCAGCUGUACAUCAAAAUUGUUCUUUUCAAAAUCUUUUAAAUUUGACUUGGCAGUUCUGUUCAGGAGCUGUACUAUGGAUUAUUUUGAAUCUAAAUUUAAGUAGCUCUCUUGGAUCUCUCUUGGAUUUGAAUUCAAGGGACAUAAUCCUUGCUUUAAGCUGAAGAAUGCAUAACAUACAUUACCUGAAUAUACUGAGGAAAAGAGGUAUAAAACCUGAAUUUGGCAGGCAUAUUUUGCUAAAUGUUUAAAUGUUCAUUGAAAAUGUCCAGUGUGUAUUGGGCGCUGAUUUGUAACAUCCUGGGCUGAAUAUACAGAUCCAGGCCUCGUGAGCGAAAUCCAAGAUGCAGUUACACGUGAGCUUUUAAACCAGAAGUCUGAUGCUUUGCAGCCAAAAAGGAAGGAAGAAGUUAGAGUUUACCUUUGGCAAAAGAAGGCUGAUGUUGGUUAAAAUACUUCUACCCAGAUAAAAUGAGAUUUUAGCCUCUUUUAAUUACCAGAGUAUGGCACCCACUUGUCAUUUUGUAGUAUUGUGACAAAUUGAGUACAGAGUAUGAAGUUUAAACACUGGAAUGUCAGUAGUCAUUGAUACGUAAUAUAGGAGUAUUUAUCAUGGGGAUGUUUGUAUAUUUUGUAAAUUACUAACAAUGCUCUGUCAUCCUGGUGAAUGUCAUGAUUCUCUACAAAUACACUCCUUCUGUCCCUCUGUUGCAUGUCUGAGUUGUUCAGAAGUUUUGUAUAUUUAUUGUAUUAACACAGUGUCACAGAAUAAAAAAAAACAAACCUUUUUUUCCGGGAUUUUUGCUCUGUAUAGUUUUGAACAAAGUAGUUUUUUCUUUCAGAAUUCAGGAUGACAUACAAGGCGGCUGAUCUAUGUAAAAAAUCUCACUUGCUUUUUGUAAUUCUGUAUAUAAAUGCUUUAAUUAUGCUGAAAUGGGAAAGUUGUCCUCUACUGAAAUAAUACAUUAGGAUAAUGAGAAUAGGCAACUCAAGUAUUAUAAGAAACAUUCUCAAAUACUUGCAGCCUGCUUCCUUGUGCUAUAUAGUUAGAGGGUUAAAAUCUAAACAUGUUCUGUCAUUACUGAAUGAAAUUCUGUGGCUGUCCAGGGAAUCCUGAAACAUUAUUGAAAGUAAAGUGAAGUUGCUGAAAACA
Gallus gallus (chicken) is the source of this 15324-nucleotide messenger RNA. RefSeq names its product secretory carrier membrane protein 1 (gene SCAMP1). The transcript has 9 exons. The coding region runs from base 11590 to 12453 and encodes 287 amino acids. Lineage: Eukaryota; Metazoa; Chordata; Aves; Galliformes; Phasianidae. The record is from RefSeq and is a predicted model, not a curated record. Gene Ontology annotation, biological process: protein transport. Gene Ontology annotation, cellular component: recycling endosome membrane; trans-Golgi network membrane.